UUCAUGCAUAGCUACCAAUACCGCGUGUUGUCCAAGUCACCGGUAGGAGAACUUGCAAAGGCGUAGCGAAAACUGCAGAGGCACCCUAGUACAAUUCCAUUGUACUGUAUUCUCAGAGGAUUUCAACUGGUCAUUCCGCAAGUCAGUGAACAUGGAGAAACAUUUGGAACGCGCCGUCGAUGAAGAGACGCCUCGCAAUGAAGAUGUUUCAACAACUGUCAUCGAGACAAGCGGCCUCAAACGAGACCUUAGCUCUCGUCAUAUUAAUAUGAUUGCCAUCGCAGGGAUGAUUGGCACAGGUCUCUUUCUCAGCUCAGGGCAAGCAAUUGCAACUGCGGGGCCGGCUGGGGCGCUGUUGGCAUACAUUGUGAUGGGACUUGUCACGGCUGGAGUUUCGUAUACAACGGGCGAGAUUACUGCAUUUAUGCCCGGAACCGGUGGGUUCAUUCGGCAUGCAACAAAAUUCGUGGAGCCAGCGCUCGGUGCGGCUACAGGAUGGAAUUUCUGGUACACUAUGGCUAUAACUGUUCCUGCAGAAAUUAGCGCAGCUGCUACAGUGAUACAGUUCUGGAAUCAGUCGAUUAAUCCGGGGGCUUGGAUUACCAUCUUUUUGGUUGUCAUCGUUGCUCUCAACCUUUGUGGCGUACGUCUAUAUGGCGAGUCUGAAGUCGUCUUCGCAUCCUUAAAGAUUAUGUUGAUCCUCGGCCUGAUUAUUGGUGGUCUGGUUAUCGAUCUGGGAGGCGGACCAAAUCACGACCGUUUGGGAUUCCGUUACUGGAACCAUCCCGGGGCCUUCAACGACUACAUUAAAACGGGGGCAACAGGGCAUUUUCUAGCCUUUUGGAAAGUAAUGCUUACGGCUGCGUUCAGCUAUGGCAAUAUACAGGUAGUUGCAAUCUCAGGUUCAGAGACUCGGACGCCAAGAAAAGCCAUCCCGGCAGCUACCAAAAAGACAUUUUAUCGAGUCCUGCUCUUUUAUGUUCUUAGCAUCUUCAUUGUUGGCCUCAUCGUCCCAUACAAUGACCCCUCUCUCGCUAUUUCCACCGGCACUGCUCAGCAGUCUCCCUUUGUCAUUGCGUUUCAACGAUCCGGUGUUAAAGUCGUGCCGUCUAUUAUCAAUGCAGUUGUAUGCACUUCUGCCAUUAGCAGUGGCUCAGCUUGCAUCUUUAUCGCGUCGCGAACUCUGUAUGGUUUGAGCUGUGAUGGACAUGCACCUCAUGUCUUUCAACGAUGCAACCGCUUCGGAUCACCUUAUUAUGCGAUUGGACUGACCUGCCUCUUGCUACCACUCGUAUACUUGAACGUUGCUAACAACACGUCGGUGGUGUUUGGCUGGUUCGUCAACAUUACGACGGUUUCUGGGUUGAUAGGCUGGGUGGUAAUUGAAGCUACAUAUCUUCGAUUCUACGCAGGACUUAAAAGGCAGGGUUAUUCGAGAGAUGCGCUUCCCUACAAAAGUCCACUGCAGCCAUACGUUUCAUGGGCGACCCUGUUGGUGGUAAGCCUCGUCAUUAUUUUUUCAGGGUUCGACGUAUUUGUCAAAGGUCGCUUCACUGCCGCGGGGUUUUUGACCUGCUACCUUAAUAUUGCCAUAUUUAUCGCUAUAUACGUUUCCUUCAAAAUAUGCUUCAAGUCGAAGGUCAUACCGGUAAUGGAAAUUGACUUUGAAACAGAAUUCUUAUCAAUUCAGCGAGACAAAGACGCUGCUGAGGUCGCAGUGUAGCAACCCAACCUGAUCCUUGAAGCCAUAGAAUCCUACCUCCUUCACGGACUUUCUUUUCUAGCCAAUUAUUUUAGGGUUGAUGCAGAGUAUUACAUGUUUACUCCAUAUCCGCCUGUCAUGGCGGUGCAUGCGGAAUUUUGCGGAUGCACGCUGCUAAUACACUGCUCUGUUCCUCCGUCCUGUUGCUAGUUAUUGCCCAAAUACAGCAAUGAGCUUGCCAGAGCCUAGCGGCCGAAAGCGCAACGAACAAUGAAGAUUG
This is a messenger RNA of Trichoderma asperellum CBS 433.97, 1982 nucleotides long. RefSeq lists its product as uncharacterized. Gene Ontology annotation, biological process: amino acid transmembrane transport. The record is from RefSeq and is a predicted model, not a curated record. Gene Ontology annotation, cellular component: membrane. NCBI's taxonomy places the organism in Eukaryota, Fungi, Ascomycota, Sordariomycetes, Hypocreales, Hypocreaceae. Gene Ontology annotation, molecular function: amino acid transmembrane transporter activity.